Pungitius pungitius (ninespine stickleback) is the source of this 648-nucleotide messenger RNA. RefSeq names its product cerebellin 11 (gene cbln11). Gene Ontology annotation, molecular function: protein binding. Bases 1 to 648 code for a protein of 215 amino acids. NCBI's taxonomy places the organism in Eukaryota, Metazoa, Chordata, Actinopteri, Perciformes, Gasterosteidae. The transcript is spliced from 4 exons. The record is from RefSeq and is a predicted model, not a curated record.
AUGGAGUUCAGGGCUUUGCUCCCGCUGACCCUCCUCUUGUUUGUGGAGCCUGGGUUCGGACAGAGAGGCGAUGCGGAUAUUGAUGGAGUGGAAUUGAUAAAGUUCUUGAAUGAGAAACUGAAACUUGUGGAAAGACUACAGAAUGCCGUGGACGCUCUGGAGGUUACUGGCUUGAAAUCGAGGCUGAUUUCCACAGAGGAAGAGAUUGAUAAGCUGAAGCAGAACAGUGCUAUAGGUGCCCCUCGGAUUGCGUUCUCGGCCUCUUUGGCAAACUUUGGGGAGAUUUACAAAGGACCCUGCACAGACAAGGUCCUGAUUUACAAAAGAGUCUUUUCAAACACUGGAGAUGGUUAUGACCAAAGUACAGGAAUCUUCACCGCACCUGUAGGCGGUCUCUACUUCUUCAGCUUCAGCACCUACGGCUACAACACUCACGCCAUGGGGGCCCUGUUGAUGAAGAACGGCGUCAGCCAGAUUUCCACCUACGACGGCCCAACAUCUGACGGCUCGGACAGCAGCAGCAACGCUGUCGCUCUGCAGCUGGCCGCCGGUGAUGUGGUGCACAUGCAACUGUGGGAUAACGGCAGAGUGUAUGACAACCUGAAUGGACACACAACCUUCAGUGGUUUUCUUGUCUUCCCGGUGUAA